CGACAACAAACAUGCUCGCGGCAUGCAACUCGAGCAUCAAUUUCGUACCACCGUCAAAGGAUCUACACCCAUGGCCACGUAUUGCCAAGAGCUAAGGAAUAUUGCGGAUUGGUUGGACGAUGUAGAUGCUCCUGUAUCCGAACACCACUUGGUUCUCCAGAUGCUGCGAGGACUCCCCGAUGACCUACAGGCACAAACCUCGUUUCUCCAGUUCAAGGAUCCCAUGCCGAGUUUCCUCCAAGUACGAUCGGCCCUCCUCCUCUUCGAUCGGCAGCGAACUCCCCUGGGCGGAACCAGCAGCACGGCGCUGCUGGCAGAGCUAUUGCUUCCACCUACCGGAAAUGAUGGCCAGCCUUCCAAUAUUCCGGAUCUCUCACCAGGCGACAAUUCCGGAAAUGGAGACCCAGUUCCAACCCAUCCGGAAACACCAACAACUUCUGUUCUUCAACCAGAAGCUGAACUAGAUCAACCAGUCAAUCCCAAUCAACACAAUCUUCGUUGGUUAUGGGAUCAUCCUCCUCAACAAAUUAUUGGAGAUAUUCAAUCUGGCAAUCGCACAAGGAGUGCCCAACAGAAUCUAGAAGCUAUGCUUGCUUGUUUCAUCUCACAAAAGGACCCUCAGAGGAUGAUUCAAGUCAUCAAGCCCACUGUUGGAAGGACCAAGGUGAAGAUCUCACAAAAGAAAUUGGGAGGAAAGCUUCACCUUCCCAAUUCUGGAGUUGAAAUUGGGAAAUUUCCAGUCAAAAAUCUGGACUGGAAUAUUAUUGGAAUUUCUGUGCAAGCUCCCUCUGGCCCAGCGAAGAAAGCAGACAUGAACAACGACUACAAAUUUGUUCUGGAACUGGUCAUCGCUUGCCUCGAGUGUGGAAGUGGAGGUCAUGCUGAUGACAUCACCCAAGAGAGAGCCUUCAUCAUCAACGCUCUCAUUACCAAAAAAAAGGUAAACUGGGCUGCACAUUUCUUCAAAUCCAUCUCAAAGCAUCUGGGAAAGCCAAACCAGAAGUACCUCUGUCAAGGUCUACACCUUGGGUACAUCUUGGAAUCUAUGGGUGCUGCAUCUAAAGGGAAGAAGUAUGAAGAAAGAUAUUGGCUAUACUAUCUGUCUUCCAAAGGGGAAAACAGAGCUGGUGCUAGUGCUGCUGCAGAGGAAAGCUCUUCAGACAAUGUCCCACUCAUCAAUCUGACGAAAACUGCCAAAAGGAAGCAAGUGGUGUCUCCCUCUCUCAGUGCCGAAGCACCACAUAACCUUGCUCCAGUGAAUCUUGAAGAAGAAGAAGUCUCUGUCCAAGGAGAACUUCAAAGGAAGAAGAAGAGGAAAAUCACCUCUCCCUCAACAUCUGGAAAUGUCAACCCGGAUGAGUUGAAGGAGAAGGAACCUGCUGAGGAAACCUCUGCCCACAAUCAGAAUGAUGCUGAUAACCAAUUCUGGAAUAUCUACUACGAUUGGAGAACCUGGAAGGUUGGAAAUUCAGCUGAACAAUUGUUGGGAUGGGACCAACAACUGAAGAAUGAGAAAAUCAUCAAGAAAUGCUUAGGACUGCCAGUCAAUCACUACUGUGAACAAAUUCUGGAUUCUGACUCGGUGUGGCAAAGGAACUAUGAAGAUUUGCAUCUAGAACACUUGGCCACCACACCAGCUUCAGAAUUUGAAGUGUAUGAUGAGGAUCCUGCAGUCUUCAAGCCAAUCUUCUCAAAAGUCACAGAAAAUCAAGUGAUUCUCACUUCUGAAGCACAGGCUGACUUGGAAGCAACAACUGAGGAUUUCCCAGUCUUUCUGGAAACCUUACCUGCCCUGAAAACAGUUCUACCUGAAGCUGUCCAGGAGAAUGCAGCCUCUCCUCCACAAGGACAGGACCAAGAAGCAGCAGAAGAAGAACUUCAACAACUCCUCCAAUCUCAAGUUCUUGAGAUUCUCACAACCUCCCGUGAGAUCUCCAACCACCCUGAACGUGAGAUUGCAAGAAAGUUAGGAGAAAUUCUGGAGCAGUCCACUCCUCCAGAAACAAAUGAAGUCCAAGAGGAACAAGCUGUAGAAGUCCAAAGGAAUUCUGCAGAAGCUGAAAAGGAAAAUCAAAUGGAUGAAGUGGAGACCUAUGAAACUCCAGCAGCUGUUUUUGAAGAAAAGAGUGUAGCUGAAGAAAGAGACUACAUCUCUAGGGAUAUAUCAAAUUUUAUACUUGAUGAAGCAGAGGAAGAAUCUGAAAGGACACUGAAGAUCAGUGAGGAAGAAGAUGCUGAAUCUCUUCAUAUGCAACUCUGUCAAAGGACACCCUCUUCUCAUCAGCUUGCCUCUUUUAGGCAAGAGAUAGAGCAAAUGGAAGUUAGUUACAACAAGCUAAUAGAAAAAUCUGAAGAGAAACACUGCUCAGAUCUCAAGGAGAUAAGCAAAUCAGUGGAUAAGACUCUAGAGAUUAUUUCUCUAUUGAGUAACUCUGUGAGCUCAACUAUGGAAGCUUGUGCAUCAGAUUCUUAUCAACAACUCAAAGAGGUUAACAAAAUCAAAGAGCAAAUAGCUAGUGUUACAGUCGGUCUACAAAAGCAAAUGUCUCUUCUCCAAAUGGACAUCAGAUCAGCCCUUGCAGUGUCUUCAGCAAAUCAAGUGGUAACCAAAGAUUACUUGAAGGUUAUUAUUGAGAAUCAAAAGGAAGCAUUCAGACUGUUCAGACACCUUAGCACACACUCUGGCAACCGCAAAAUGGAAGUGAUUCUCCAACAACACAGCCCAUCAUUGAUUCUAGAGCUCCCUAUUGCAGUCAAGGAAGGAGAAAUCUCCUAUAUUCCUUCGCAUCUGAACAUGACUGACCUAAUCCUUGAAGCUCAGAGAAAAAAUCCGGAAAACUCAGCACAUCAUCUAUCCAGCUCAGGACUGGAUGGAACAGAGGCUGUAGGAGCAAUUGCCUCCCACUUCUCAAAUGAUGCCCAAACUGAGGAGAGACUCAACAAUAUAAGGCGCAUCAGAGAACUGUGUGGAAAUAUGCAAGGCAUUGGUGAGAUUGCCAGAUCUUCAAAGCGCAAGAAGCACUAAAGGCUUUUUUCAUCAAAUCAGGGGGAAUGUAUGUGAAAACACUAUUUUGCUUUGAUGAAAACACCUUCUUGUUUAAACAUUGCUUGUUUGGUUUAAACAUUGCUUCAAUAUUUCUCUUAAUUAUGCUUGAUAAUAUUCAUCUUAAGUAUGAUUCAGAGAUUUAUUCAUGAGCACAUACAUUCAGGGGGAAUGUAAUUCAGGAGGAACUUAACUGUUUAUACAGGGGGAAUGUAAUUCAGGAGGAACUUAACUGUUUAUACAGGGGGAAUGUAAUUCAGGGGGAACUUAACUGUUUUUGGCUUACAAUUGUUUUUGGCAAUGAAUUAUUGAUGAACUC
This is a messenger RNA of Cuscuta campestris, 3362 nucleotides long. The record is from the annotation of a GenBank genome assembly. Lineage: Eukaryota; Viridiplantae; Streptophyta; Magnoliopsida; Solanales; Convolvulaceae.